Molecule: messenger RNA, 1773 nt
Organism: Eruca vesicaria subsp. sativa (arugula)
Lineage: Eukaryota; Viridiplantae; Streptophyta; Magnoliopsida; Brassicales; Brassicaceae
Source: the annotation of a GenBank genome assembly
AUGGGAUCUGGUCAGUGGCACGUGGAGAAAAGGUCUACUCUAAGGAAUGAUUCGUUUGUUAAGGAGUACGGUUCAUUAGUUCCAGAGACUGGUUGUCUUUCAAUCGUCGUCCUUGGCGCCUCUGGUGAUCUUGCCAAGAAGAAGACUUUUCCUGCUCUUUUCAACCUUUUCCGCCAGCAGGGAUUUCUCAACCCAGAUGAAGUUCACAUCUUUGGGUAUGCCAGGACUAAGCUUUCUGAUGAAGAGCUUAGAGAUCGGAUCCGUGGAUACCUUGUUGAUGAGAAGAAUGCAGAGGCUUUGUCAAAGUUUCUACAGCUGAUCAAGUAUGUGAGUGGCCCUUAUGAUUCUGAGGAAGGGUUCCAGAGAUUAGACAAGGCCAUUUCGGAGCAUGAAAUCUCCAAAAAUACUUCAGAAGGAUCCUCCAGAAGGCUUUUUUACCUAGCACUUCCACCCUCCGUUUAUCCUUCUGUGUGCAAGAUGAUCAAGACAUGCUGCAUGAACAAAUCUGAUCUUGGUGGAUGGACACGAAUUGUUGUUGAGAAGCCAUUUGGAAAGGACCUGGAAUCUGCAGAGCAACUUAGUUCUCAGAUUGGAGAGUUGUUUGAUGAAUCACAGAUUUAUCGUAUUGAUCAUUAUCUUGGCAAGGAAUUGGUCCAAAACAUGUUGGUCCUCCGAUUCGCCAAUCGCUUUUUCCUGCCACUUUGGAACCGUGACAAUAUCGAGAACGUCCAGAUUGUUUUCAGGGAAGAUUUUGGAACUGAAGGGCGUGGUGGAUAUUUUGAUGAAUAUGGAAUCAUCCGUGAUAUUAUUCAAAACCAUCUGCUCCAGGUUCUUUGCCUUGUUGCCAUGGAGAAACCAAUUUCUCUUAAACCCGAGCACAUCCGGGAUGAGAAAGUGAAGGUGCUUCAAUCAGUGGUUCCAAUAACAGAUGAAGAGGUUGUUCUUGGACAAUAUGAAGGGUAUAGGGAUGAUCCUACUGUUCCUGACGACUCAAAUACUCCAACAUUUGCCACAACAAUUCUUCGCAUACACAACGAAAGAUGGGAAGGUGUUCCAUUUAUACUGAAGGCUGGAAAAGCCUUGAAUUCAAGGAAGGCAGAAAUUCGGAUUCAGUUCAAGGAUGUCCCAGGCGACAUAUUCAGAUGUAUUAAGCAAGGGAGGAACGAAUUUGUGAUACGCCUGCAACCAUCAGAGGCAAUGUACAUGAAACUAACUGUUAAGCAACCGGGUCUAGAGAUGCAAACCGUGCAAAGUGAACUAGACUUGUCUUACGGGCAACGUUAUCAAGGUGUCUCGAUCCCAGAGGCAUACGAGCGCUUAAUUCUUGACACAAUCAAAGGUGAUCAACAGCAUUUCGUUCGCAGAGACGAAUUGAAGGUUGCGUGGGAGAUCUUUACACCGUUGCUGCACAGAAUUGACAACGGAGAAGUGAAGUCAAUCCCAUACAAACCAGGAAGCCGAGGACCAAAAGAAGCUGAUCAGUUACUGGAGAAAGCUGGUUACCUUCAAACUCAUGGCUACAUCUGGAUCCCUCCUACAUUAUAAACACACAAUACAUGCAUCUAUCCACAUGUAUAUGUAUGUAUACGGUAAGUUAACAACUAUACAUCUCUUUCCCUGAAUGAUCUAUCUCUGAGUUUGGUCUUUUGUAUGUGAACCUAUGUGACUUGUAUUGUCCACUUUGAGAUUUUGUCUUGUGUUUUGCUUUGUAGUAUUAAAAGAAAACAUAAAUAAGUUGUUUUCCUAGUGGAAAUUCUAGCCCAUUAUACCGCC